Cucumis melo (muskmelon) is the source of this 1673-nucleotide messenger RNA. Its product is annotated as auxin-responsive protein IAA9-like. NCBI's taxonomy places the organism in Eukaryota, Viridiplantae, Streptophyta, Magnoliopsida, Cucurbitales, Cucurbitaceae. The transcript is spliced from 6 exons. Gene Ontology annotation, molecular function: protein binding. Gene Ontology annotation, cellular component: nucleus. The coding region runs from base 217 to 1350 and encodes 377 amino acids. The record is from RefSeq and is a predicted model, not a curated record. Gene Ontology annotation, biological process: regulation of DNA-templated transcription.
GAGUUUUCUCGGGGAAGAAAACACACAAUACUCUUUUGUUGCUUUCUGCUUAAUGGAAGGCCCUUAACCCUCCCUCCCUCCCCCUCUCUCUCUCUCUCUCUCUCGUUCUCCCUCCCCAAAUCAUCACCCUUCUGAUCUUCCCUUCUGAUCUACAGCUUCUUCUAGGGUUUAAAACAUUUUGAUUAGAUUGUAUAGAUAUUUCAACUUUGAAGUUCAAUGUCACCUCCACUGCUGAAUUCUGUAGAGGAGGCUCUUGGCAAUGUCCCUGUAGUGGCUGCUUCACCUUCUAUGGACUGUCAUUCCCAAAAUGGUACCAAAUUUAGAGAGCGGAACUACCUCCGGCUAUCACCCUGUUCUUCGGUGGACAGCUCUGCGGUGUCUAACUUGUCAGAGGAGAACAAAAGCAACCUCAAUUUGAAAGCUACCGAGUUGAGACUUGGUCUACCUGGAUCUCUGUCACCUGAAAGAGAUCAGGAAUUUACCUUGAUAAGCUCUGGAGAACCUGAUGAGAAAACUUUACUUCAAUUGCUUCCUUCAACGGAUGGGUAUAGUGUGGCAUCACAGAAGAAUAUUAUUGCUGGCAGCAAAAGAGGUUUUUCUGAUACCAUGGAGGGGUACUCAGAGGUGAAAGGCCCCCUUUACACCGAAAGAAAUUGGAUGUUUCAUGCAGCCAGUUCGGAUCCUGAGUCUCCAUAUCCUGUGAGCCAAGGGAAGUUUCAUGCCAGUUCAGGUAUAAAUGCAAUGCUAUCGUCCAGGCCGUCUGGUUCCCAUCCAAAUGCAACCAAAGAAUUGCCCUCAAAGGGAUUGCAGGAAUGGCCCUGUGAGACUAAAGGAUCUGACAAUGGCAAUAAAGGUGCUACGAAUGACCACAACAAUGCUCCGGCUUCAAAGGCGCAGGUUGUUGGUUGGCCACCUAUUAAAUCAUUCCGGAAAAAUUCAUUGGUCACUAACUCUAAAAACAAUGAUGAAGUUGACGGAAAGCCAGGUUCAAGUGCUCUUUUUGUGAAAGUGAGCAUGGAGGGAGCUCCAUAUUUGAGGAAGGUAGAUCUGAGAACUUACUCUACAUAUCAGGAACUCUCUUCUGCCCUCGAGAAGAUGUUUAGCUGUUUUACUCUAGGUCAAUGUGGAUCCCAUGGAGUUUCUGGGAGGGAUAAACUGAGUGAGAGCAAGUUAAGGGAUCAUCUGCAUGGAUCCGAAUAUGUGCUUACAUAUGAAGAUAGAGAUGGUGACUGGAUGCUUGUUGGGGAAAUCCCCUGGGAGAUGUUCAUUGAUUCCUGCAAGAGGCUGAAAAUCGUAAAGGGCUCUGACGCAAUUGGUUUAGCCCCAAGAGCAACGGAGAUCCAAAAAUAGGAUUUUUAGCUAUUGCUGAAGUGACGACUCCUCUACCAAAAUUCAGAAUGGUGGUGUGAAGGAGAGAAAACGUAUAAGUUAAAAGAAGUUAGAAAAUGACUGCUGCGCAGGAUGGCAUUUGUGGUUCAGAUGCGUACCUUGUCCUUUUUCCAUGUUUUGACUCCCUGAAAGUUGUCCUCUUUCAUUUAUUUUUGUCUUUUGCCUUUGCUUUUGUAAACCAUAAUUUAGUCAUUUAUCAUAAUUGUUGUUUCUGGAUCUUAUAACCUUCUAUGAAUCUUAUCGUUCAGAUAAUUUGUAUUCAUCGAAUGCACCUGAUUAGAUCA